This is a messenger RNA of Diachasma alloeum, 7974 nucleotides long. It is a transcript of the gene cher, whose product is annotated as filamin-A. The record is from RefSeq and is a predicted model, not a curated record. Gene Ontology annotation, molecular function: actin filament binding. The transcript is spliced from 19 exons. Lineage: Eukaryota; Metazoa; Arthropoda; Insecta; Hymenoptera; Braconidae. Gene Ontology annotation, biological process: actin cytoskeleton organization. The coding region runs from base 659 to 7408 and encodes 2249 amino acids.
UCUUGGAGGUAACUUCUCUUCUCACUCAGACCAGCUUUUGACUUUGCAACCGACGGCCAAGUAAACGGUCAACUACAAUCUAAUACCCCGAGUGCUAAGACGCCGGAUUUUGUCACUUCAUUUACAAUCGAUUAUUAUUCCCAGUUGAUCCUCUCGCCGUUUGAAUUCCUCGCCAUUUCGGUUGUUAAUUCGACAGUGGUGGAUACUCGAGGGAGCUGGAGAUACCAUUGGUGAUGUGAUUUGUGAAAUUUCCAUUGAGUCAGAAAUUGGAUGCAGCCGUAUUUGACAGGUACCGGUUGUACCUCGCCGCAUUUCAAAAACCAUAAAGCAACCAAGUGAGGUCAGGAAUUCCAGCGCAUGCGCGUACAGACGAUUGAACGGAGACAACCGAGGAAAACAGACCAGAGAGAAGUGGAAUUCACAGGAAUAGAGGCCCCCUCUCCCCCUCCAGCCCCCAAAGGACAAACUAAAAAGCAAAACUAAAACAUCGAAAAAAGAAGUCGCCAGUGGCCCAACAGGUCUGUUUCUCCUGCUUGUCCACCACUACUGACGGCUGAGCACACAAGUGUUUUUCCACCACCAUAGCCGGCAAAAACCAAUCACCCAUCGUCAGCCACAAGAUUUACGUGUAGUUGUUGCGUACAAACAGGCCGAUAAAAUGAAUGAGAAUGAUAAGUCAGUCAGAGACGGGAACUCCGCACAGGAGGAGGAAGAAAUGUUUGAGCGGGAACUUGCUGAGGAUGCGCAGUGGAAGAGAAUACAGCAAAAUACAUUUACAAGAUGGGCAAAUAAACAUCUCAAAUGUGUUAACAAAUAUAUCAAUGAUUUGGAGGGUGAUCUGUCCGAUGGGCUUUUACUCGUGAGUUUGCUGGAGGUAUUGUCCCAAAAACGACUGCCAAAGCACAACAAAAAGCCCAAUUUUAGAUCGCAAAAGUUGGAGAAUGUGGCUGUUGCACUUAAAUUCCUUGACGACCAGGGAAUACGCAUUGUUAACAUUGAUUCAUCGGACAUCGUUGAUUGCAAAUUGAAGCUCAUCCUCGGUUUAAUAUGGACCCUCAUUCUCCAUUACUCAAUCUCCAUGCCAAUGUGGGAUGGUGAUGAUGGAGACGACACGGAGAAAGGUGCAACACCGAAGCAGAGACUAAUGAACUGGAUAAAAUCGAAAUUGCCGGAAGUGCCGAUUAAUAACUUCACGUCAGAUUGGAACGAUGGAAAAGCCGUGGGUGCACUGGUCGAUGCUGUUGCCCCUGGUCUCUGCCCAGAUUGGCAGAACUGGGAUCCCAAGGAUGCUGCCCAAAAUGCCGCUGAAGCUAUGGGACUGGCUGAUGACUGGCUCAAUAUUCCUCAGCUCAUUAGCCCUGAAGAAAUGGUCAAUCCAAACGUAGACGAAUUGUCCAUGAUGACAUAUCUCUCUCAAUAUCCACACGCUAAAUUGAAGCCUGGUGCUCCAAUCAGACCACGCACCAAUCCAAACAGCGUGCCUCCGCCCCGAGUACGUGCCUAUGGUCCUGGAAUCGAACCGAAGGGCCCGAUUGUCGGUGCUCCAGCAAAUUUCACCGUUGAGACUUUCUCAGCAGGAAAAGGCGAUGUUCAGGUGACAGUUGAUGAUCCCAAGGGUCAAAAAUUGCCUGUUGACAUUCGCUUCAACAAUGACAGAAAUCUCACCUACUCUGUUUCGUACACACCGAAAGCCGAGGGCCCUCACAAGGUGAAAAUACUUUAUGGAGGUCGAGAAAUUCCAAAGAGUCCGUAUCCUGUUCUGGUCGAGGGUCAACCUGGCGAUCCUGGCAAAGUCACUGCUAGUGGACCUGGAUUGCAACCCCAAGGUGUCGUCGUCAAUCGUCCAACUUAUUUCGAUAUAUUUACCAAGGAUGCUGGAAGGGGAGUUCCUGAAGUCAUCAUUCUCGAUCCUCAGAGCUCGAAGACUACAGUUCCCGUAAAACUGCGUCAAACAUCCCCAGACGUCUGGCGCUGUGAGUACUGUUCCCCAGUGACAGGUCUCCACUCAGUAAACGUAUUCUUCGCUGGUAAACUGAUCCCAAAGAGUCCAAUGGGAGUCAACGUCGCCCCAGUAUCAGACGCCAAGAAGUGUCGUGCUUACGGUCGAGGUCUGCUCUCCACCGGUGUUCGUGUGAAAGACAUCGCAGACUUCACGAUUACCACCAACGACGCUGGAGAAGGAGUGGUUGACGCUCGCUGCAUCGGUCCAGGUGGUGUGAGCCUCCCCGUCACCAUAAACAAGGUCGACGACAACACGUACAAGUGCCACUACGUCCCAGUGAAGGAUGGGCGCCACGUGGUGAUGAUAACUUACGGUGGAAAGGAGAUCCCCAAGUCACCAUUCGAGGUGAACGUCGGUCCCUACAAAGAAUCCUCAAUCCGAGUAUUCGGGCCAGGAUUGCACGGGGGAAUUGUCAAUCACCCAGCGAAAUUCACUGUGGACACCAAUGGCGAGACUGGAGCUCUGGGAUUCUCCAUCGAGGGCCCGUCCAAAGCGAAAAUCGAGUGCCAAGACAAUGGAGAUGGAACUGCUGAUGUCACCUAUCUGCCAACAGCCCCAGGGCCAUACGCAGUGCACAUCCUCUGCGACAACGAGGACAUUCCCAAGUCUCCGUACAUCGCAAACAUUGUUCCUGCGAGUGACUUUCAUCCUGAUAAAGUCGAGGUUUCCGGCCCAGGGAUUCAACCUGAAGGUGUUCACCGCGAUAAGCCCACUCACUUCACGAUAGACCCACGAAAGGCUGGACAGGCGCCUCUGGAGGUGGCCAUUCAAGACGCCCUUGGACGUCAAGUGCCUGUGAAGCUCGAUAACAAGAAAGAUGGGACUGUCCAGGCUCACUACACUCCGACCUCUGGGGCUGGACACGUGGUGAUGGUGAAUUAUGGAAACGUCGCCACGAAGAAAUCCCCUUACAGGGUCAAAGUCACCUCUCCAUUGAAUCCAGCAAUGGUCCAGGCCUUUGGACCUGGCCUCGAGAAAGGAGUCAAGUCUAACACUCCAACUCACUUCAAUAUUGACUGCAGAGAGGCUGGCAACGGAGAACUCGAUGUCAACAUGACUGGACCCGAUGGACGUGAUCUUCCAGUGACGUUGAGUGAUAAUGAGGAUGGCACUUACACUGUUGACUACGUGGCGCCUCUACCUGGAACCUACAAGGUGGAUCUCACCUACGGAGGACUGAAGGUACCUAAAUGUCCAAUGAAGGUGAACGUUCAGCCUCAUGUGGACGUCUCCAAGAUCAAGGUCGACGGGCUAGAACCUAGCAUAGCUGUGAACAUCCCGACUGAAUUCACUGUUGACACCAGGGCAGUUCCGAAAACGAAAACAGAUGAUGGAAAGGUUUCUUGUUCAAUUACGAAUCCAAGUGGAGGAAAAACUGAGAAGACAAUAACGCCACAGAACGAUGGAACUUACCGUAUCAGUUACACACCUUUUGAGGAGGGUCCUCACACCAUUGAUAUUCUUUACGAUAAUGUGCCUGUUCCGGGCUCUCCGUUCUCGGUUAAUGUCAAGAGGAUUUGUGAUCCGACCAAGUGCAAGGCUUACGGACCAGGUUUGAAGAAGGGAAUUGUGGAUAAGGUCAAUAAGUUCACCGUUGAGACAAGUGAUGCUGGAAAUGGUGGGUUGGGUCUUGCCAUCGAGGGUCCCUCUGAAGCCAAGAUGACCUGCAAGGACAACUACGAUGGCUCCUGCAGUGUGGAGUAUGUACCCACAGAACCAGGUGACUACGACGUAGCCAUCAAGUUCGGUGAGAAGCACAUCCCAGGCUCGCCCUUCAGGGUCCCAGUGGAGAACGCAGUCGAGGGUAGAAAUGACGUGAUAGCCUACGGACCAGGUCUAGAGCCCGAGAUGGUUCGCGAGGGUGUACCAGCGCAAUUCAUGGUGGACACUUCGAAAUGCCCUGGAGAGCAACUCAACGUAAAACUGAAGACAGACAAGGGCCAGAUGCAGAAACCCAAGAUCGAGAGUCGGGGGAAUGGCCUCUACGAGGUAACUUAUAUGCCCCCAGCAGCUGGAGCUAACAUCCAAGUUGAUGUUUUAUACGGGAAUAAGAGAAUCCCUGAUAGCCCCUACAGUUUCCACGUGAAACCAGGCUGCGAUCCCAAUAAAGUAGUUCUCUCCGGUCCUGGCGUUGCCUCGGUCUGCACAGCAUCUUUCCCAACAGACUUUGUCGUCGAUACAUCGAAAGCUGGAUAUGGCGAUCUCGAGGUUCAAGUGCUGGGACCUGAUCAAGCCCCACGUAAAGUGACUGUCCAAAACAUCGGGGAUGGCAAAUACAAGGCCACGUAUCUCCCCGACGACUGUGGGCGUUACAAAGUAAACGUCAAAUACGGAGGGAAAGAAGUUCCUAACAGCCCAGUUAAUGUCCAGAGUGUGUCCACUGGUAAAGCCGACCAAUGCAAAAUAAAAGAGGGUAUUCAGCAGACUCUAGCACCAGGCGAGGAGUACUCCAUAAACGUUGAUACCCAGAAUGCUGGACGUGGAGCUGUUACCUGCAGAAUUCGCUCGACAUCUGGCAGUGAGGUGGUGGACAUCGAUAUCGAAGACAAGGGGGAUGGCAAUGUUGAUGUAUACUACAAAGUCGAGGAUGCGGGUGACUACACACUGAGCAUUAAGUUUGGUGGUCAACCGGUGCCAAAUGGCUUCUACACAUUCACGGCAUCUGAGGAGUAUCGUGAGACAAGCACCCACAAGACCCACAGACGUGGCAGAAGGAGUCAGCACCAGGAGAGUGUCAUCGAGCAGCACAGCAGCUCAACUGUCCAGGAGACAAUAACAACAAAACGUAGUACAAAAAGCCAACACGAUACUACCAGCAAAUUCAAUUCAAUCAGACUCAACAAUAUCCCACUGCCAUCAUCAGCUGACGGUACAGUUACCUCCGAAGUUAAGAUGCCGAGUGGAAAUGUGGACAAACCAGUGAUCGAAGACAACCACGAUGGUACUGUCUCACUCAAGUAUGACCCGAGGGAAGAGGGACUCCAUGAAGUUUACGUUAAGUUCAAUGGAGAACAUGUUCAAGGUUCACCGUUCCACUUCCACGUGGACUCCCUCGCCAGCGGCUACGUCACAGCAUACGGUCCCGGUCUGAUCUACGGAGUGUGCGGUGAGCCCGCAAACUUCACAAUCUCCACAAAGGGUGCAGGAGCAGGAGGUCUCUCCCUAGCAGUCGAAGGCCCCAGCAAGGCAGAAAUCUCUUGCCACGACAACAAGGAUGGCACGGUGUCAGUGUCUUACCUGCCCACAGCCCCCGGAGAGUACAAGAUCUCCGUAAAGUUCGCGGACAAGCCCAUCAAAGGUAGUCCCUACGCCGCCAAGAUCACAGGUGAGGGUCGCAAGAGGAACCAGAUCUCCGUGGGUUCGUCGAGCGAGGUCCAGCUCCCAGGAAAGGUUUCCGACGCUGACAUUCGUUCAUUGAACGCCUCCAUCACAGCCCCAAGUGGCCUGGAGGAGCCCUGCUUCCUCAAGAAAAUGCCCAGUGGCAACAUGUGCGUGUCCUUCACCCCCAGGGAAUCUGGAGAGCAUGUUGUGGCAGUUAAACGUAUGGGCAAGCACAUUCAGAACUCGCCCUUCAAGAUCGAUGUCAAGGAUCGUGAGGUGGGUGAUGCCAAGAAGGUCAAGGUGACUGGAGGUGCUCUGAAGCAGGGAAAAACCCACGUGGAGAACACCUUCUCCAUUGACACCAGGAACGCUGGCUUCGGAGGUCUCUCUCUGUCCAUGGAGGGGCCCAGCAAGGCUGAGAUCCAGUGCAAGGACAACUCCGAUGGCACCCUCAACAUCUCCUACAAACCCACCGAGCCAGGAUACUACAUCAUGAACCUUAAAUUCGCUGAUCAUCAUGUCGAGGGCUCACCAUUCACUGUCAAGGUCACUGGAGAGGGCUCCAACAGGCAGAGGGAGAAGAUUCAGCGCCGUCGAGAGGCUGUCCCCAUCACCGAAGUGGGAUCCCAGUGCAAGUUGACGUUCAAGAUGCCCGGAAUCACCUCGUUUGAUCUCACGUCCAGUGUAACGUCCCCUGGUGGAGUCACUGAGGAUGCCGAGAUUAAAGAAGUUGAGGAUGGACUUUAUGCUGUGGCUUUUGUCCCCAAGGAGCUCGGGGUUCACACGGUCUCGGUUAAAUACAAGGAGAUGCACAUCCCUGGAUCACCGUUCCAGUUCACGGUGGGUCCGUUGAAGGAUGGUGGAGCCCAUAGGGUACAUGCUGGUGGUCCUGGAUUGGAGAGGGGGGAGCAGGGCGAACCUUGUGAGUUCAAUAUCUGGACCAGGGAGGCUGGUGCUGGCACACUGGCUGUCUCUGUUGAGGGACCCAGCAAAGCGCAGAUUGAUUUCAAGGAUCGAAAGGAUGGAUCCUGCUAUGUGAGCUAUCGUGUCACUGAACCUGGUGAUUAUAGAGUGGGAAUUAAGUUCAACGAUCAACACAUACCCGACUCGCCCCACAAAGUUUACAUAUCACCGGCUGUUGGAGACGCUCAUAAACUCGAAGUAGCUCAAUUCCCUGAGCAAGGAGUACAGCCUGACAAACCCCACACUUUCCUUGUACGCAACAACGGGGCCAAGGGACAGCUCGAUGGAAAGAUUGUAUCUCCAAGCGGUGUCGAAGACGACUGCUUCAUCCAGGCAAUUGACUCUGAAGAAUACUCAGUGAGAUUCAUGGCACGUGAGAAUGGAAUUCACAAUAUACAUCUCAAGUUCAACGGUGUUCACAUCAAUGGUAGUCCCCUGCGCGUGAAGGUCGGCAAAGUCGACGCCGAUCCAGCGGCAAUUCAGGCAUACGGUAAUGGUUUGAAGGAAGUGAAGACCGGUCAGAAGUUCGAUUUCAUCGUUGACACUUGCAAUGCCGGUGCUGGAGCACUUGCUGUCACUGUUGAUGGACCCAGCAAAGUGGCCAUGGAUUGCACUGAGGUGGAGGAGGGCUACAAGGUCAGGUACACACCCUUGGUACCUGGGGAUUACUACAUCAGUCUUAAAUACAACGGCUAUCAUAUCGCUGGAUCACCUUUCAAGGUUCCAUGCACUGGAACUGAUUUAGCUGAGAGAGGAGCAUCGGAGACCAGUUCUGUGGUAGUGGAGACAGUCCAGAAGUUUUCCAAAGCUAAGAAGGACCUAGUGCAAAUGCCCAAGUUCAAAUCAGACGCCAGCAAGGUCAGCAGUAAGGGUAUGGGUCUGAAGAAGGCAUACCUUGGUAAACAAAAUCAAUUCUCGGUCAACGCUGGUGAUGCCGGGCAAAACAUGCUGUUCGUUGGUGUCUAUGGACCCAAAGGACCCUGCGACGAGGUCUACGUUAAACACGCCGGACGCAACACUUACAACGUCAGCUAUCUCGUUCGUGAACGUGGCGAAUACCUCGUCAUCGUCAAGUGGGGAGAGGACCACAUCCCUGGAUCACCAUUCAAAGUAGACGUUUAAGAUGCUUUUAUAUCAAAAUUUCACGAUGAAACAAAAAUACGAGUGCCAACAUUUAGUUUUUAAGCCACAUCAAAUUGGCUGACCAUCGAUUAUGGACAAUUUGAAUGUUUAACAAUGACUUUCCUCAUUUUAUUGUGACACAUCAAGUCACAUCACUCUCAAGUAUUCAAAUUGUUCCAAGAUUUAUUUUGCAUAUUUUAUCCCUUUGUCUUUUGAGUUUCUUCUUCGAAUAGUUUUCUCCGCGCAAUGAGAACAACUUCAACUUUUUAUUAUGACUACUCUUUUCAUUUACUUAUAACUAUCCACAAAUUGAUUUUAGAAUGAAGUGAUUCUCUUGUUUAUAAUUAUGAGGAAAGAAGAAUGCCAAUUGUACAGAAUAACGAGAGUCAAUUCAUCGUUUACACCGAAUGAUACAAUACGAUUGCCAAAUGUGCCUUGAAAUUUUACUUAAAUGUGAAUGAAGAGGAAAAAAAUAAUGUUAUAAAUACGUGUCAUGUCAUGCUAUAUACAUGUUAUACCGAGAAUAGAUAAUAAAAAAUGGAAAAAUAAUAUAUUUAUUAAACGUG